AUGUCUAGUGCGUGGAAACAGACUCGCCGAAUGAAGAGGUUAGCUGUGGGUUCGAUGACAACUUCUGAGUAUCAUGAAUGGUGGGUUAGGAGGAUUAACGAUAAUAUUCCUAAGUUAAAUCAGGAAAAUAGCCAGUCAAUAGAGGAAUCUUUGCGAGUCGUCCCUUCUAAGUUGAAAAUCAUAAGACAAGAUUUUGAGACAAGAAAUGCAGAUUUAGAAAAGAAGAUAGAGCAAAUGGAGGAGGAAAAGACGAACUUCAGAUUGGACAUAGACGUUCAGAAGCUUGAAACUGAGAAAUUAAAGAAGGAGAAAAACAAGGCUGAGGAGGAGCCGGGUAGUCUGAAGACGAAUUAUAAAAAGUUGCGUCUGUCAAUGAGAACUGUCGGGCUGAGAAAAACUUCAGAAGAGUGGCGAGCAGAAAUUCUAGAAGAAAAUGACAAAGCCGAUAGAUGGGAACAGAAAUUCCAAGAGAUGCAGAGGCGAAAUGAGGCUUUAGAAAAGAGUUUGUCAAAAAGCUAA
Messenger RNA from Gossypium raimondii (Peruvian cotton), 519 nucleotides. RefSeq lists its product as uncharacterized. The record is from RefSeq and is a predicted model, not a curated record. Bases 1 to 519 code for a protein of 172 amino acids. Lineage: Eukaryota; Viridiplantae; Streptophyta; Magnoliopsida; Malvales; Malvaceae. The transcript has a single exon.